AUGGCGAGCACCGUUGAUGACUUUUGGAGAAUGGUGUGGCAGGAACAAGUGUCCUUGAUCGUAAUGCUUACAAAUCUUACUGAAGGAGGAAAGGUUAAAUGCGAAAAAUACUGGCCCGACGCCGACCAGGAAGCCAAAUUUGGCCGUUUGACUGUUCGCAAUAUGAGAGAGGAGAUCAACGCCGAUUAUGUUACAAGAGAUCUAUUAGUUACUCGCGAAAAUACAAAGAAAAUCGUUCAGCAACUGCACUACACCAAUUGGCCCAAUCACGGAGUUCCUCUCUAUCCGCAGUCGAUAGCCAUUUUCAGGGAAAAAUUUACUCACCGCAACGAAUUGGCCCCGAUAUUGGUGCACUGCAGUGCUGGAGUCGGAAGAACCGGCACGGUGAUUUUGAUCGACGCAUGCCUCAAAAUGGUUCGUUCAUGCGGUCAACUAGAUGUCGUCAACAUUUUCUCACAGAUGAGGAAACAGAGAGCCAAUCUGGUCGACACUUUGGAACAAUUCGAAUUUGUGCACCUGGUUCUCUUGGAAAGCAUUUUGAACCCAAAGUUUGAAAUCAACUGUGAGAAUUUUCCUGAAGAAUACAAACACCUUACGUCAAAAGACAACCAGAAGAUCAAUGAGAGUUUCGAAUUACUCACGGAAAUUUGCAACAAAGAUUUCCAAAGGGGUGAUAAACCGGCGGAGUUUGAAGCCAACAAGUGCAGAUACCCUGAUAUUAUUUCAACAUCGAGCGCCAUUGUUUCGCUCUUCCCCUACGGAGAUGUCACGACGAUGAAUUUCAUAAACGCCGUUUUCGUCGACGGAUACAAGAGGGCAAAGCAGUUCAUUGUUACCCAAGUGCCCAUGAAAAACACCGUCUGGGAUUUUUGGAGGAUGAUUGACCAGUUCAACGUCAAGCAAAUUAUCAUCCUCAAUGAGUCGCAUCAUUCUUACGGAGAUUUCCUUCCCACAAAACAACGCAAGCUUGACUUUGAUGAAAUUGAAGUCAUUUUGGAUGACAUCGACGAUGGAAAACUCUUGAAGACUUAUGAAAUCACACUGGAUACUCGUGGGAUCUGCAAGAAAGUUUGUGUGAAAUACGCCUCACUCGGUUGGAAAUCUGAAGCAGACGCUCCACCAAACCUAGAAUCGGUCAUCGAACUCUGGGAAGAUUUAAAAAUCUCUGGUGGUAAAGACAUCGUUACGAUUGCCUGCCACGAUGGAGUGACAGCCAGCGGCCUUUUCCUUGCAAUUGGCUUUGUAAUCGAAAAAAUCAAGAUGGAACAAAAGGUUGACGUCGGUCUGGCCGUGCGAACCCUGAGAAAGGCCAAACCGGUGUUCAUUUCUUCAGGAAUGCAGUUCGGUCUCCUCUACAAAGCUGCCAAAUUCUAUUUGAGCGCCUUCGAAACCUAUAAGAACUUCAAAUAGGGAUAGAUAAUAGUGUCUACUAAUAUAAUAUGUAUUACUGGAUUUUAUUUAAUUUAAUAUGAUACUAAUUACUUAAUGGACAACAUUUAUUUUAGUUGUUGAUAACAAGAAAUAAUUAAUAGUUAUAAUAGCGCUUGUGAAACUAACACCAUUUGUUUAGCCAUGAUCUAACAAUUUUGAACCUUUGUUAAACUUUAUUGUUCCAAUUUUUCUUUAAUAUGUGUAAUCA
Cloeon dipterum is the source of this 1639-nucleotide messenger RNA. RefSeq names its product receptor-type tyrosine-protein phosphatase kappa-like. Bases 1 to 1410 code for a protein of 469 amino acids. The record is from RefSeq and is a predicted model, not a curated record. Gene Ontology annotation, biological process: protein dephosphorylation. The transcript has 11 exons. Gene Ontology annotation, molecular function: protein tyrosine phosphatase activity. NCBI's taxonomy places the organism in Eukaryota, Metazoa, Arthropoda, Insecta, Ephemeroptera, Baetidae.